AUGAAGUUGUUGUGGACUGUGGCUCUUGUGAUCUUCGUCCUCUUCGUGGUAGAGGCAAAAAAGGUGAGAUUCUAUGUCGUGCAGUUGCUUGUGAUCCUCAAAGACAGUUAUUAUCUCCUUUAGUAAGCAUCAAGCAUUCAUAUUCAUCCUUAUAUCGCUAACUUCUCGAAAAGAUCUCAAAGUUUCAAAUUUUAUUUGAACAUAGCGGAUGGUUGGCUCACGUCGCACUAUUCCAGAAGCAAGUAGAACCUCAUGACAAUCGAAAUUGUCCUCAACGUGGCAAUUUUGACAUCGGUCGUAAAGGCGUCCCUAAUACCUUCGAUGCCUCCGCUUAUGACAGAUCAAGAUUUUCUCCAAGUGAAUUAUAUUGUAGUUUUCAGACUUGCGGUUCAUUUGAAAGCGAUCGAUAAUGGAAAUAUAUUUGUUGAAAGAAUACUAAUCAAUUUUGCAGACAGCGACGUUUUUAGUCCGCUGUCCUGUGUCGAGAUGUGAUAUUAUUUCAAUUGUUUUUUGCGGAGGUGAUCCUUGCUCUCCGAAUUCCAGUGCUUCCAUCGGUGGAAUAACUUUGCCUUCCCGAAUUUUUAAAGCCACAUUUGGCCAAAACUGUUUUCAUGUUGCUCUUAGGUUAAAUAAGUUAUUUGGGGAUGUUCCAAAAAGUGUCAAUGUUUCAAACAAUGUGUCUUUGUUUACGAGGAACAAGACAAAUAACAGAGGGAGUCAAGGGUCGAUUAUUUUACUUGUGAAUGCGCGAUGUUCGAUUGUACGACCAUAGUCAACCCAGGCUCUGUGUUUUUCUCAAGAUACUGUGGCAAUACAGGGUUUCUGUUGGGUUAAAUUGAGGUCUGGAAAUUUGUAAAAAACACUAGUGAGAAUCAAUGAAAUUCACUAUGUGGUUACCUAUGGUUGCAUUUAUGGUUGAUGCAUCAAUUUUUAUCUAUGAGGAAUUAUGGGUAAUGGAAGAGAACCAUGGUAUGUUUCAUCAAUUUCUUGGACAAUUUCUUACCACUUUUCAGACCUGAACUUUGCACUGUAAAAACAAUGUUACCAUAUUUGAUAAUUAUUCAUAAAUUUUGGACAACAGGACAGGAUUCAAGAACUGAAAAAGUGGGCUCAUUGGAAUCAGAUAAAGAAGGCUGUUCUACAGGAACGCUUGCCAACGGCCCGUAAGUUUUUUAAAAGACUGACAUUGACUAGCUCAAGGGGAAAAUGUAAGAAUUAAUCUAUAGAUGAAAUGGGCGUUUGGUAAUCACCAAAGUGAUAUAUCUCUGAAAAAAAUAGGAAACAAAAGGUUGCAUUUUUUCCAAGAGUGGAUGAGAGAGAACAGUAAAUAGAAGUAUCCAUUUUGUUUUUAGUAGGAUUAGAUGUGGAUCCUGUCUAGCCUUAAACACAUCAGCAUAGUACUAAAAAAUAUCACUAACAAUGAAAAUGAAUGACUGUGAAUAUAUGAAAAUCAUAGAUGUGACCUGCAAACAAAAAAAGAAUAUGAAAGUGAUCUUUGUGGCAACUGCUUAAGUAAAGUCCACUAUAUUAGAGAAAAAAUAAAAAAGAAACCCUUCAUUUCCACUAUUGGGCAGCCUGUGUAAGAGAUGGUUUGAUCCUUUAACUCCCAAAAGUGAUGAACACAUACCUUCUCCCUUUAAUAUCUAAACAUUAUCUGGCAAAUAGGUCAUGAGAAUACUCAAACUUAUCAGGCACAAGUUGCCAUCUUGAUCUAACACUAAAUUCUCAUAACUUUUUUAAAAGAAAAUAUGUAACAGUUACAGGAAAGACUUAACAUUCAGAUCUUGGUAGUUAAAGGUUUAAUCCAAAUUUUGACUUUUAGUAUUAUGUGUUUACAGUGUAUUUUGUAUUGUUAUUUUGAAACUGUGAUUUCUAUCUUGAUAAGGAACACUUAAUUACCCAGCUUAUCAUGAUGAUAACUGUCUUUUCAUAUAUGUUCUUCAGCUGACACAGAAAACUGCACAGCUUUGCCAGACCGUCUGUUGGAUUGGUUCCAUGUCUUGCGUGCAAUGCACAUCAGGGAGGAGCAGAAGAAGAAUGGUGAUUUUGAAUCACAAAGGCCUGGAGAGGCAAUUCCACACUUGAAACUGAGGGAAGCAAAGAUGCCUUUUCCAUCAGGUGUGCAACCAGAUAAUGAACUUAGAUCUGGUCAUUUUAUAUUUCCACUGUGAUUUCUCUUCUGUGUUUUUUUAAUAAUUUUGUGGAUUGUCUUCAUGCAUUGUUUUUCUAGUGGGUAAGUUAGCAUGAGAAUUAAGUUGCCUUGUUGAUAGGAAAUUUUUUAAACCAAAAAGAGAAGAAAACUUUUUUCUGGUAUUCAACUGUGCUUGCCUUUAAAUUUUAUUAUCAUUCAAAUUCUUGUAGCUACAGCUGUCUUUGUUUCUGUUGAGGGAUUACCUCCAAAUGUUUGUGAAUGUCACCUCCUAUUUUUUCCAUUGGAAAUGCAGAUAAGCUAUUCCUAAUUUUGUGAUUGAAUAUAUGUGUCUUUUUCAAUAUGUUAAGGCUCUGAUCAAAGUGUCAUCCGAGAGCCAAUUAGUUCUGUGUUCCGUCUUGUGUUGGAUAAAAACCAUGAUGGUGUGUUGGAUGAGUCUGAACUGGAAGUCAUUUACGACAUUGCAACAGAGCCUUGCAUAAAAAAGUUCUUCAAGAAUUGUGCCAAUGAGAAGGAGACCUUUACUGAAGCUGAGUUUUGCAGUUGUUUCAUAUCUGUUGGUAAAUGGAGAUUUUCUCUGGAUUUUUAAUAAAUAAAGGGAGUAGAAGUAUUGGUACCAGAAAGUAACUCUGAGCAUAUUUAUAUGCUAGAUGGGAAUUAUUUUGUGCAUACUGCUAUGUUUUGAAAAUAAUAAUUUGGAUUAAUUAUAAGUUGAUGAUUAUUAGUUGUGGCCCAGGUGCAGUAACAAGUCUAGAACAAAUUACAUGUAAAAAAAUUAUAAAUUUGAAAAAAAAAAACUAUUUAUGCCAAAGCAUCAGAAGAAAGUCAAGAAUAUAACUAAAGACAAGUCAUUCUUGAUUGCCCUUACUGUUUCAUGCAUCAAAUGUUUAAAUGUUCAAAUCAGUCUACAUUGUUUUUUAGAACCACCAUGCUUGCACAGGCUGCGUAAACACCUACCAGCUCUUCUCAUCAGAGGAGAAGCACAUGUCCUGCCUGGUGUUUACACUCCCUCUUGUGACGAAGAUGGCUUUUAUUUGCCUCGUCAAUGCAGAGCUGCAGACCGUCAGGGAAUAAAGGAAUGUUGGUGUGUGGACCGACAUGGCAGCAAAAUUGAAGGUGUUUCAGAUUGUGGUGGGUAUUCUGAGAUGUGUGUCUGGUUGUAUGGUUGGAGGUUUCAUAAUUUUCUUUUUCCAUAUGGUCAUGAAGCACUCAGCUAUGAGCAGUUAGUAACAUGGGGGAAUGUGCUGAUAAAUCAUCUCCUUAAUGCUACAGGACAUUUUUUUGUUUAUUGUUUUAAAUUUAUCCAGUUUUCACCUAGUAAGAGCACAGUAAAUUGCCUUGUAUAGUUUACUAAGUUUGCAAUAAUUUGCACUUAAGAAAAAUAUCUCUGUUAUUUUUUACACCAGCAUUCCAAAGGACAUUAACUUACAAUUCUUUCAGUUUGAAUUAUGUUGUCUAGAGCCAAAAACAUGUUAAUUCGAUUUUAGCUCAGCAGGGAAAGUUUUUUAGGUGUACUGAUUUUUGCCAACUCAUCAAACAGAUAUCAGGGAUGGGAUUCUUCAACUAUGAAAUCCCACAUCACCAUCUCAACACUUUAGGUUUUUUUUAUCUUUUAAAAUUGCCAGAAAAGGAAUCACAUACAACCAAGGAAAUCCAUUGACAUUUUCACAUACAAAAUGUGAAUUAUUCAACAUUAUUCAAUCAGGAAAUUGUAAGAAUAUGCUUAUAGUGAAUAAUAUUUUUAUCUUUUUCAGUGGAUAACACAGAACCGACUAAGAGAGAAGAAUAGAGGAGAA
Pocillopora meandrina is the source of this 3945-nucleotide messenger RNA. Lineage: Eukaryota; Metazoa; Cnidaria; Anthozoa; Scleractinia; Pocilloporidae. The record is from the annotation of a GenBank genome assembly.